UGUUCUCAGAAGUGUCGCCAUAUGUUCAUCGUGGAGACGGUGUGCGUGGCCUGGUUCUCCCUGGAGUGGAUCCUGCGCUUCAUUCAGGCUCGCAGCAAGCUGGAGUUCAUCCGCGGGCCCCUCAACGUCAUCGACGCCAUGGCCAUCCUGCCCUACUAUGUGUCCCUGGUGGUGGAUGAGGAUGAUCCGGCCCUGGACCAUGAGAAGGCCGGGGGGACCAGCUACCUGGACAAGCUGGGCCUGGUGCUUCGGAUCCUGAGGGCCCUGAGGAUCCUGUAUGUGAUGAGGCUAGCCCGUCACUCUCUGGGCCUGCAGACCCUGGGCCUGACGGUGAGGAAGAGCACCAGAGAGUUUGGCCUUCUGCUGCUCUUCCUGUGUGUGGCCGUCACCCUCUUCUCCCCGCUGGUUCACCUGGCCGAGAGCGAGCUGGCGCCCAACGCCGCCACCGCGCCCCAGCACAGCUUCAGCAGCAUCCCAGCUUCCUAUUGGUGGGCCAUCAUCUCCAUGACGACAGUGGGCUACGGCGACAUGGUGCCACGCAGCAUCCCGGGCCAGGUGGUGGCGCUGAGCAGCAUUCUGAGUGGCAUCCUCAUCAUGGCCUUCCCUGCCACCUCCAUCUUUCACAUGUUCUCUAAGAGCUACCAGGAGCUCAAGCAGGAGCACAACCGCCUGUUCAAAGAGGAGUGUGCGGCUGCAGCGGCCCUGGCGGCAACCAGCAGGGAAGGUCAGGAGGGGAGCGAGGACUUCCCUCCCCCAGGACUGCGCCACAUGUGCCCAGACACGGAGAGCACUCGCUCUCUGGAGUCCCUGUCCCUUCUUGAGAACGGUGGCGUGGUCUCAGGGAAUAACCAGCAUAGCCACAGCCCCAGGCUGCCAGCUGGAGCCUUCUAGACAGUCAGACAGGCCUCACCUGCCCCGGCCCACAGACCUCACAGCACACUAGGAACAGGGAGGCCUCAGCAGGCUUACUAAUCACAGACUUAAUAGAAGAUGCAGUAAAAGAUCCAAUCCAAAGUCAUUUUUUCCAUGGCUGUCUUUAUCUUUGAAAAUAUUGCGUAGCUCACCCACAACAUAAUUUUWAUUUUAGUCUCAAUCUCUAUCCGAGAUCAGAAUGUGCAGACCUGGGCCAAUGGAAGCCAUAGCCAUCUGUCUACCCUAGACCCAUCUGUACUGAGCUCAACACUGAUUUUAUUUCUGAGAGGCUUUGAAAGCUGUACUUAAAAAAUAUCUCAGAUGGAUGGUUCCGACUCUCCCAUGCUGAAUAAACCCUCUCUCUUUCUCCCUUUGCAACAAAUGCAAAGACACACACAGACUAACACUGGAUUUGGCUGCUUGAGUGUCMGGAGUCAUGGACACGGAGUUAUUUGCCACUCCACCACGUCUUCCGUCGCGACCGGCAGGAAGAGGAUAUUGGACGAGCAGUGAUCAUAGUCUUUUUAUAAUCUACAGGAGACAGAGAGCCAUCUGCAUAGAAUGAACUUUGUAAGGCUCCAAAUAAAAACACAAGUAAUCUCAA
This is a messenger RNA of Salvelinus sp. IW2-2015, 1516 nucleotides long. Lineage: Eukaryota; Metazoa; Chordata; Actinopteri; Salmoniformes; Salmonidae. The record is from RefSeq and is a predicted model, not a curated record.